Messenger RNA from Photinus pyralis (common eastern firefly), 1639 nucleotides. It is a transcript of the gene eEF1gamma, whose product is annotated as elongation factor 1-gamma. Bases 126 to 1451 code for a protein of 441 amino acids. The record is from RefSeq and is a predicted model, not a curated record. Gene Ontology annotation, cellular component: nucleus; cytoplasm. Gene Ontology annotation, molecular function: translation elongation factor activity. The transcript is spliced from 9 exons. Lineage: Eukaryota; Metazoa; Arthropoda; Insecta; Coleoptera; Lampyridae. Gene Ontology annotation, biological process: translational elongation.
CAUCCGUAACACGCCACUGGCGCGUAGUCAAAAAGUUAUGCGGUAGGGGGCACUCUCGUCGCAAGAUUUUGACAAUUAUGACAGCGGGCUCCUCACCCCUCUCCUUUUGACUUCUUCUCUAGUGAAUGUCAGCAAUGGUUUCGGGUACUCUCUACACAUAUCCCGAAAAUUGUCGUGCCUACAAGGCACUUAUCGCCGCUAAAUAUGCAUCUGCAAAUGUAAAAGUCGACACGAGCUUCGUCUUCGGCGAGACAAACAAAACCGAAGCGUUUUUACGCAAGUUCCCUUCUGGAAAGGUGCCUGCAUUUGAGUCGAGCGACGGGAAAUGUUUACAAAACGGGGACGCAAUCGCUUAUUACGUCGCCAAUGAACAGCUACGUGGCAAAACUGAUCUUGAAAAGGCGCAGAUACUUCAAUGGAUUUGCUUCGCCGAAAGCGAGAUCCUUCCAGCAUCUUGCGCUUGGGUCUUCCCCAUCUUGGGCAUUGUACAGUAUGACAAAAAGACUUUCGACCGAUCUAAGGAAGAUGUUAAGGCUGCCUUAGGGAUUUUAAACACACACUUGUUAACGCGCACAUAUUUGGUUGGAGAACGCAUUUCAUUGGCCGAUAUCACGGUCGCAUGUAAUUUAUUGCACUUAUACACUCACGUGCUCGAUCCCAACUUUAGAAAACCAUACGUAAAUGUCAACCGGUGGUUUACUACUAUGGUUAAUCAGCCCAAUUUCAAAGCCGUCGCUGGAGAAGUACACUUGUGUGCGAAGGUAGCGGAAGUCGAUCCGAAAAAAUAUCAACAACAGCCGGCAGCUGCUAAUGCUGACAAAAGUAGUAAGAAGAAGUGUAAAGGUAAAGAUAAGAAGGAGAAAAAGGAAGAAAAGAAAGAGAAGAAACCUGCACCUAAGAAAGAGAAAGAGCCAGAACCAGAAGAAGAAAUGGAUGCGGCAGAGGCGGCUUUGGCUGCUGAACCCAAAUCAAAGGACCCAUUCGACUCCAUGCCGAAAGGAACUUUCAAUAUGGAUGACUAUAAAAGAUGUUAUUCUAAUGAAGAUGAAACUAAAUCGAUUCCAUACUUCUGGGAGAAGUUUGAUCCCGCAAAUUAUUCCAUUUGGUAUGGAGAGUAUAAGUAUAACGAAGAGCUCACUAAAGUAUUCAUGAGUUGUAAUUUAAUUACAGGAAUGUUCCAAAGGUUAGAUAAGAUGCGAAAGCAAGCAUUUGCAUCAGUUUGCUUAUUCGGCACAGAUAAUGACAGCUCCAUAUCUGGUAUCUGGGUAUGGAGAGGUCAAGACUUAGCUUUCGAUCUUAGUCCCGACUGGCAAAUUGAUUACGAAACAUACGAUUGGAAGAAACUAGACCCGUCUUCCGAGGAAACUAAGAAAAUGGUAGAGCACUACUUUGCGUGGACCGGAACUGACAAACAAGGAAGAAAGUUCAAUCAAGGAAAAAUAUUUAAAUAAAAGUACUUCAGCUAUAAAUGUGUCACCUACAUACAUGUUUUUUUUUUGUUAAACCAUUUAUUAUAAUGUAUUUGCGUUUAUGUUUGUUAUUUUUGGAUUGUGUACCAAGUAAAUUUCUAGCAUUUUAAAUACAGUUUAUUGGUGACAUUUCUUUGUGCUUUAAUAUUUUUAAAUAUACAGAACUGAUA